AUGGCAGCGGUCGACUGGACUAAACUUCCAAAGGAUCUUCUCAAUCUGAUAUCACAACGAAUCAAUGACGAAGUUGAUCUCAUUCGCUUUCAAUCAGUUUGUUCAACAUGGCGCUCUUCCUCCGUCCCCAAUCAUCAUCCCAUUUCACCCUUCAAGUUCCCACUCCUCAAAUUUCCAUUCCUCUCUGACCCCAAUGACAUUGAUACCAUCAACAGCAACAACAACACUUUAUUCUGUUACCUCACCAAACAAAAUCUCUACCUCAUCCAACCACCACAACAACAACAAGAAGAACAACGCCUACUUCGCCCGUGGUUGGUAGGAGUUGGCCAAAACGCGCAUGGUCAACCCAAAUACUUCCAUCCAGUCAACCAAGAUUGCUCUUUUGUUGUCCAUUCUGUGAUUGAUCACAACACAUUAUCUGUUCUCCAUAUGGGAAGCACCUACUUCAUCAUGGACAUCGACGUCAAAAUCAACCGUCAACUCAUCAUCAGUCAAGAAUACAUGUACCCUAAAAAGGUCGUUGCUGUCACGUGCCAUGGAAAAACACCUCUCGUUGUUGGCAUGUUAGCCUUUCCUCCGUAUCCGUUACUUUUGAAAUGUGGUGAUGAGGAUUGGAAGGUGAUCCCUGACAUGUCAAUGAAAUUCGAAGACAUAUGUGUUUUUAAAGGGCGGCCUUAUGCGAUCGACGAAAUUGGUAAGACGAUUAUGAUUGGACCAGAUUCGAGUGUCCAUUUAGUGGCUGAACCUUUGGUUGGUGGUGGGAACAUAAAAUUCUUAGUGGAGAGCGAGGGAGAUUUGUUGUUAUCGGAGGCUUAUGAUUGUCUUAGUAUUGAUCUUAAUGAUCCUGUAAGGAUUGAUUUGUUUAAGCUUAACGAGAAGGAGAAGAAGUGGGUGAAAUUAACGAGUUUAGGGGAUAGGGUUUUGUUCUUGGGGUUGGGGUUGGUAUAUUCGUUUUCUGUUUCUGCUUCAGAUUUGUGUGUUUCCAAAGGGAAUUGUAUCAUCUUUGAAUCUAUGUCUUCCGAACGUGAGUUAUAUGUUUUGGACUUGGAUGAUGGUCAGCUUUCGCUUUUUUAUGAUAAUCCUGAAUAUUCCAACUUGUUCUGGCUACCUCGAACAUGGAUCCGAGCUCGUUACCAAAGGGUUUUAGAUGAGGCUGUCAAGUUAUUGACUGAGAUGAAGGAUUUUGGUUUCUCCAUGAAUCUUUAUGAAUAUCACAAGUUGAUCCACUCUCUUCGCUUGAAGGCUAGGAAUUUGAUAAGAGAGCAACUAGACGAAAUAGAGCCUAUCGAUAAGGAAAUGGAAAAAGCACAGCUAACCAAAAUGGACUCUAUGAAUUUUUACGGUUCAGGAGGAUUGUAUGCAAUGUUUGCUGGAAAAGAAUGUAACCUACCCCUCGCUCUCCUGUCUUUUAAACCUCAAGAUAUUAACGGGAACCUCGAAGGUUUCCACAAGUCAGAGCUCACAGUUUUAGAGGAUUGGGAGUAUAAGUUCAUAGACAAGUAUUCAAAAGUUGGUUAG
Medicago truncatula (barrel medic) is the source of this 1521-nucleotide messenger RNA. RefSeq names its product F-box protein At2g17036. Bases 1 to 1521 code for a protein of 506 amino acids. The transcript is spliced from 3 exons. The record is from RefSeq and is a predicted model, not a curated record. Lineage: Eukaryota; Viridiplantae; Streptophyta; Magnoliopsida; Fabales; Fabaceae.